Physcomitrium patens is the source of this 2088-nucleotide messenger RNA. RefSeq lists its product as uncharacterized. The record is from RefSeq and is a predicted model, not a curated record. Lineage: Eukaryota; Viridiplantae; Streptophyta; Bryopsida; Funariales; Funariaceae.
CGUCGCCACUCCAUCACUGGGCAACGGCAACAUCGAGAUCGCGGUGGAGCGUAGCGGGAUAAUGGUAAUUCCGUCUCCUCCUGGCAUCGUUGUGUGGAAGGAAAGAAAGGCACCCACCCACGAGGCGGGACAGAGGGAGGGAGUGAGGAAUUACGUUACCAAGCAUCAAUCCUCAUCAACUGGACUGUGUUGCUAUUCUUUUUCUGCCUGCUGUUAUUACCGAUGCUGCUGCUGUAGCAUUAGGUUGUCAUUUUCUGGACUCUUUUGAGUUGGUCAAGGUGGGUUUUAUCAGGCCGGUAGUGUUGUCAUCGAGCUUUGAUAGUGAUGACCACCACAUUGCUUCGGAUGGUGAGGUGUGGAUUUCCUGUGACCAAGUGAGUUUGGUUUAGUAGAUGGGUAGAAGCAGAGACCGAAACGUUAGUUUGGUUUGGUUGGUGUGGGUGGGACGAGGGAAGGAAACAGAAGAGGUGUCGAUGAGGGGGGCGGGCUAUUUUUACCGUGAUGGAAAGUGUGUGAUGCAUGUGUUCUGGUUCAGGUUGGAGCAAGGGCAGUCGGCAAGCGUAUUGUGAAGAAGUGUGGGUGGGUGGGUGGGUGGCUCCAUCGUAUCUCUGGAAAUAGGUGUCGUUGACAGAGUCUUAAGUGUGAGAGUGCAGAGGACGGAAGAGUAAAUUUUAGGCUCUGGGGUUGUGGAGAUUUAAGGGUAUUGGUAUUUUGGUGAAUUUUUCCUAGGCUUUGGAGUAGCAGUAGAGAUUUCUAAGGUGCGAAAGAGGAGGAAGGCGUACUAGGUGUUGGUGGAUCGGAGUCGUUGAGCUGGGCGUCCGAGUGUUUUCAUUGGGAUGUGUAGCAAGCAGCUCUGGAUUCUCUGUCUCGCGUCUCUGCCCUUCUUGUUUCCCUCUGGCCUCAUUUGCAUCCCCUGCAGUUUGCGAUAUAACCUAUGUGAUCAAAUGUUCUGACUGGCACUUAGUGUUUUCGCAAUACCAUCCGUGAGAGUCGCAGCAGCACGAGCGCCUCGAGAUUAGUAUUAAUGUUCACGCUCCUCAGGACAUCAAAACCCUAAAUCACAGAAUGGGAACGAAGUGGUGCUGCAGCGGGUUUCAGGAGCCUGAAACUAGAGUGUAUGCGGAUCCCGAUCCCCCUGAGAUGACUGAUGUUCGUCGAUUUGUCGAGGAGAGUAGCUUAAACGUCGAAGUUGGAGCAGAAAUGGAACCUGUGGCAGACACAUUUCGUGGAGUUGAGAACUUAGAUGGUGUCUUCAAUUGGGAAGGACCGGAUGGGUCUUCAGAUAAGAAGCUACCCCAGAACGAAUGGAGGCAUCAUUUGAAGCUUAUUGAGAAUCAUGGAAAGGACCACACAGUAAGAGCGAGACUUGUUCUUAAGGAUGCAGAACCAGACUGGGUCAACAGCAGUGGCGAGCCACAACGGAAAAGAUUAUUUAGCUUCAUUUGGAAAAUACUGCCUCAGAAAACGAUGAACAAAAACGCGGUAGAGCUUGUGGACUUUGCAAGAGAUUUAGGUAAUGAAGACUGCACUCGGGAAGCACCUUAACAUCAUGUAGCCUUUGAAAUAUUGCAUCAAUCCAAGUUUCACUUACAGUGAAGGUCUUCGAAAAUCAUGGCUUCUUGCUGACGUGCCCGCACACAUCAAGAGUAUUUCCAUCCUAGAGACUUGUUCCACCAGAAGAGCCACGGGUUAAUAUGGCUGUUCAGACAACGAACUGCAGCUGUGUGCUGCACAGGUGCUUCUAACAUCGCCCACAGACAAGUGCCCAAUGCUGGAGUAUAUUAUUGCUCCUAAGGGUAUGAAGUAUGAAGAUGGAGGUUAUUGUGCCUUGCGCUCUCGAAGGAGAUAGCUGUGCCUUCUGGUCACACCUUGACUUCGAAUGUGCUAUAUUAGCUCUCCCCUUCGAGCCGGGCGGUAGCAUAUAGGGCUUUGUGCAUAUUCAUGUUUACAUACGCCAGGUUGACAAAUCAUUGCCAAUGAACCAAUCGAUUAGCGUCAGGGGUUUUCAUUUGCCAUAUAUAUCCAUCCUAUCCUUUUAUAAAGUUUUACGUUUCUCCAGAUGAUUUGUGGAGGAUUAUAUCUACAACA